CAGCACGGAACAAUGAGCAGGGUCAUGUUUUGACAAAUUACUUUAGCAUUAUUAACUGCACCCCAGACACACGCUGACUAAGUCUGAACUUCUAUUGAUGGGGAAACACUUGACUUCAGUACUCUCAUUCUGAAGAUUUCACUCAAUCUGAUGCCUCAUUUGCUUUCGAGCUGGCGAUCAUGUCGCAGGUGUCGCUUUGGCUGCUUCUUUUCAUCACCCUGUCAUUUCCAACUUGUGAGGCCAAUUCUCAGGGUCACCAUGAAGAUAACAAGGAGAAAUCAAAGUCUGAAAGCGUGUCUGACCUUAUAAAGCAAACCGGCUGUCAACCCCGUGAAACUUUGGUCAAGGUACAUGAAGAAUUUCCACAGGAGCUCCAGUACACCAUUAUGCCUAGAUGUGUUCCAGUGAAACGGUGUUCAGGCUGCUGUACAGAUGAGGCGACGAUGUGUAUUCCUGAAGAAAGCAAGACGGUCGAGUUCCGGGUUCUCCGUAUUUACUCCGACAAACCAAAAGAACCAAUCGUGUUGCCAUUUGUAAUGCACACUAGUUGCAACUGCAGUCCCAGAAGGAAACGCUUGCAUUAGACUGUCUUCAUUGAAUAAUGCAUAAUUUAAUCAUUUUUAACUUGUAUUUUUGUUACAUUCAUAGUAUUAUUUGUUUAUUAUUUGUAUUAUUAUUUAAAUAAUUUUAUUUUGUGCUUUCAAAUAAAAAAAAACAACUUAUUGAUAUAAUGGAACAUAAUGAAAUAAUCAUCAUAAUAAAAAUGGCAUAAACAGUUGUGUGAACUCGGUGUGUAAUGAACCUAUACGCUUCUAUA
Hemibagrus wyckioides is the source of this 817-nucleotide messenger RNA. Its product is annotated as snake venom vascular endothelial growth factor toxin. Gene Ontology annotation, cellular component: membrane. Gene Ontology annotation, biological process: induction of positive chemotaxis; positive regulation of protein phosphorylation; response to hypoxia. Gene Ontology annotation, molecular function: vascular endothelial growth factor receptor binding; chemoattractant activity; growth factor activity. Bases 180 to 584 code for a protein of 134 amino acids. Lineage: Eukaryota; Metazoa; Chordata; Actinopteri; Siluriformes; Bagridae. The record is from RefSeq and is a predicted model, not a curated record. The transcript is spliced from 5 exons.